AUUUAACUCAAACAUCUGAGCACAACCAACAUUCCAAGAUGGCAACACCUGACAUGGAAGUCAUCAAAGAGUUGUCUGGCUACAUGUAUCCCGUUAUACUGAAGGCCGUUCUAAAGUCUCAGAUUCAUCAACUGAAGGCAAAUACAUCAGGGGUGCCUGCGUAUAUGGGAGCUUACCGCGUUUAAGUGAGAAAGUUGGAGCAAAACUUUAAAGAUGGCGUCGUUUUAGUGUUUUUCGUGAAGGAGGAGCGAAUAUUUUCAACCGAUUGAACAACUUGCAAGUGCCACCAACGAGGAGUCGAUCAUCCUAACAGCCAAUGUGGCUGAUGGAACCCUGAGUCAUCUUGGCUCAGACUCGGCCAAAGGCUUCCUGGAAGAUCAUGAAGACAUCAAGUCUCAGUUCCUCAGCUACUGCUUAAAAAGCCACCACGAGAGGAAGCAAGAGCAAGAACAAAGGGAUAGGGAGGAGGAAAUGCGGAAGGCACAAGAGGCUGCAGUGGCUUCCUUUGCAUUUCAGCAACAGCAAGCUCAAUCCAUUCAGUCCAUGGGCUCCAUGAGUAACAUGUCCCCCAGGGAGCCAAUGCCUCGUUUCCAGGCCACAGCCCGAUCACCGCCGCAGCAGUUACGGCCUCCAGGUGGAGGGUUGCGACAUAAGCCAUAUCCAGUGAAACGCCCAAUCCAAGUAGCAGCCUCCCCAGUCAGAUCUCGAAUGACGUCAACCGCCAAGCUUGAUGGCCAAACAAUCAAGCUACAGCUGGACGACGAAACCUCCAACCAAAGUGCACUCAGUCAGCCAUCUUCACCAGCAUCUCAUCAGAACAUGAAAUCUGAACCAGGAACCGACGACGCAAACUCAGAAUCAUCCUCAUCACACAACGAGCAGAAUCAAGAAGGAGCAGACUUGUCUAGUUUAGUGUCAGGUGAUAACGGUGAACAUGAUCCAGACGUCAGUGUUAAACUUGAAGCAAUAUCUGAAGCGGAAAUGGACUUAGAAAUCACUGAUUUAAAGCCUGGGAGACAUAGGCAAUCCCAGGAUUGGGGCGCUAAUGCCAUGGGAAUGAACUUUGACCCAACUGGUGCUUCUGGUUCCCAGGCAGACAUGACAGUGCAGCAGGAUAGGCUUGUCUGCCAUCAUUGCCCGAAGACAUUCAACACGACCUUUGAUCUAAAUUGCCAUAUUCUAACGCACACAGGGGAAAAGCCAUUCGAUUGCAGUGUUUGUCAUAAACAAUUUAAUAGGAAAACUGAUUUUAGACGUCACAUGUUGGUCCACACAGGAGAAAAGCCAUUUGAAUGCAGUGUGUGUCAUAAACAAUUUACUCGUAAAAGUAUUCUUAAGGAUCACAUGUUGUUGCACACAGGGGGAAUGCCGUUUGAAUGCAUUUUUUGUGAUAAACGAUAUAAUCGGAAAGGUAAACUUCAAGAUCACAUGAUCGUUCAUACAGGAGAAAAGCCGUUUGAUUGCAGUAUUUGUCAUAAACAUUUUAGUCGUAAAAGUACUCUUAAGCAUCACAUAGAGUCGGUCCACAAAGAUUAGGCCUUUGUUUGUCAAAGAUGAUCAGCAAUGAAGAGCAUCCUUAAGGGUCAAAGCUUAGUCCACUGGAGUGCCUAUUGUUUGUGGAACACGUGUGGGGGACAGAUACACAAUAUGACACCUGUAGUUAUCAAUUCCAUUAAUAUUGUUUAACCAAUAUUUUGGUAUAAGGCCACCGAAAAAACUUUGCAUAGAAUGCUGUUUGAAUGUAGUGUUUGUGAUAAACAAUUUAAUCGGAAAGGUCAUCUUAAGUGUCACACAGAGUUGGUCCACACAGGGGAAAAAGCCCAUUCGAAUGCAGUGUUUGUCACAAACAAUUUAGUCUGAAAGGUCACCUUAUGGAUCACAUUCUGUUUGUUUACAGAAGGGAAAAGACAUUUGAAUGCAGUGUUUGUGAUAAUCAAUUUAGUCGAAAAAGUUUUUGGUUCACACAGGGGAAAAGCCAUUCGAAUGCAGUGUUUGUCUCAUAAAAGUGUUCUUAAAGAUCACAUGUUGGUCCACACAGGGGAAAAAACGUUUGAAUGCAGUGUUUGUGAUCAACAAUUUAGUCAGAAAAGUAAUCUUAAGGGUCACACAGAGUUGGUCCACAAAGAAGGCAAAGACGAUCAGCAACGAGGAGCAUCCUUAAGGCUCAAAGCUUAGUCCACUGGAGUGCUUAUUGUUUGUGGAACACUUGUUGGGGACAGAUAUAGAAUAUGACACCUGUAGUAAUGUAUUCAAUUAAACUUUUCAUUGUUUAAACAAUAUUUUUGUAUAAGGCCCCCAAAAAACUUUGCUAAACCGAAGUUUCGCAAACUUAACAACCUUUUUCCUUUAACAUAUUCAUAUUGUAGAUAAGGCAUGCCAUAUUAAUGCUUCAUUGUGAUCAUUUAUUGAUUAUUAUUUUUUUACGUAAUAAUUCCAUUUCUUUUAUUAAAUAUUAUGUGUUUAAAAUAGCCUUUCCUAUUGCAUUUUUUUAUAUGGGAUUUUUUUUUCACUUCAUUCAUGGGAAUGUUUAAAAGCUUGUUUUCUUUUUGUAUUAAUGUAUUUAAACUACAUUUAAGGACUGUAUAAUCAUUAUUUUAGUUAUAGGCAAAUCCUAUUUUUAAAAUGGGAAAAAACAAAUGUUUGUUCUUAUUUUGAAAGAUUAUUCAUAUAACUUGCAGGAACAAUAUAUUUUAUCAAGUGAUAAACACUGUUCACGAUUUAUUGCGUUUUAUCGUGUUUGAAAAAAACAACAUCUGAAACUUUCCUCAUUGAAUUUUUAUAUCAUGGAUUUUUUCAAAAUUACCGAAGUUGAAUUUAAAAUGCAAAUAAAAAAAUAUAUAUUGAUCUAUCAAAUGUCCUCUGCCAAAUUUUAAGUGCAACUGCUUUACCAUUAUUCCAUGUCAAAUACUUUUUGUAUAUAUCAUUCAAAGUCACAUACACGUUAUUUAGAUCAAAUGACCAGUGUCAUUUCAAAAUGUGUUUUAUGUCAUAUACGGCCAGCAUAGCUCAAUUUUAGAUGGCGCAUUUGCAAGUUUAUUUUUUAAAACAAGAUUAAACACCUUACAAUCGUGUAGAUUGUUGAUAUUGUUAAUAAUUUGAUAUAAUAUAGUAUUUAUUUUUUUAAAUAAGAAAAAUAUCUUAUGGGAUUCGUUUUUGCCAUAUAAAAGUUGAAUUUGUCUCUUUCAAAGAAAUUUGAACGAAAAUCAGCAGACAUACUUUUAGAACGCUUAAAAUCGAUAUUUAAGCAUAAACAUACGCAAACAUUUGUUUAAAUCCAAUGGGAUUUAUUUUUCCAUGCAGAAAGUGGGGAAAUGGUGAAAAUAGAAAAAUUCCAUUAAAGAACGAAAAAUCACAUGGGAAAAUCCCACGGGAAGACCAACUUUGCUAAACAUUUUAAUGUGAAAAACAACAACGCAUUUUGUAAGCAAAAAUAAUGAAUUAUUAAUAAAAUAAUUAGACUUUUACUCCAUACUUUUUCUCAAGGAGGCAAAUCUGAAAGAAAAAAUGUUCUUAAGUUUGCGAAAUUUCGUUUUCACAAAGUAUCAGGGUGGCAGCUGUAUAUUGGUGCAUGGUUAAAAUCGUGUUAGUUUUUAAGCUCACCUGAGCACAAGGUGCUCAUGGUGAGCUUUUGUGAUCGCCUUUUGUCCGUCGUCCGUUGUCCGUCAUUCAUUGUGCGACGUCAAUAUUUGCCUUGUUUACUCUCUAGAGGCCACAUUUAUUGUCCAAUCAUCAUGAAAUUUGGUCAGAAGAUUGGUCUCAAUAAUAUCUUGGAUGAGUUCGAAAAUGGUCAUGUUUGCUUGAAAAACAUGGCUGCCAAGGGGCGGGGCUUUUUCCUUAUAUGGCUUAAGCAAAAUCUUGUUAACACUCUAAAGGCCACAUUUAUUGUCCAAUCCUCAUAAAACUUGGUCAGAAGAUUCAUCCCAAUAAUAUCUUGGACAAGUUCGAAAAUGAUGUCGGUUGGUUGAAAAACAUGGCCCCCAGGGGGCAGGGCAUUUUUUCUUAUAUGGCUAUAGUAAAACCUUGUUAAGACUCUAGAGGCCACAUUUAUUUUCCGAUCUUGAUGAAACUUGCUCAGAAGAUUUGUCCCAAUGAUAUCUUGGAUGAGUUCAGAAAUGGUAACCUUUGCUUGAAAAACAUGGCUGACAAGGGGUGGGUAGUUUUCUCAAUAUGUAUAUAGUGAAAACAGUCUAGCCAUAAUGUUAAAGAAAGAUAACCUGUACAUACUUUCUAAUAGUUAAGUAAUAGUUAACUCCCUUGUAUAAACCUGGGACUUCUUUUAUAAAAUGUGGUGUACAUAAAGACAGUAGUUUGCAUGCAAUUUAAGAAACCUAUCUCAUAAAAUAAAUGUACAUGUACUAAUGCACUGUAGAGCCUUAUCUUUGAUCUUUACUGAUAGGCCAAGUUAACCUACUAUGUUUUGGUGUAUUUAACAGACUACUGUGCUAUGAAACUGUUUCCAUGGCAACCUUGUUAUUUGGCAUUUUCUAAAUUAUAAAGACUCUUUUGAUUGAAAUAACUUUUGUAAAUUCAAGUUGCAAAUUUAUUUAAGGACAUCAGCCCAGUGGACUACUAAAUCUAUGUAUAGUUCUCUGAUCAGCAUUAACAAAUGUAAUACCUCCGCAUUGCUCAGUACAUGGUUUACAGUUUUCUAUAAGUCUAUGUUCUGAAGAAAAAUAUAUAUUUAACAUAGACAUUGUGAUAUAAAUACACAAUAGUUAAAAAUUUAGACUAAUAUACGGAAAGUAUAUUUACAGCUCUGAUUCUUCGAUUAAACACCAAAAAGUCUUGCUGAAAUUUAGUUUUAAAAUUAUCCAGAAACAUAAUUUUAUUACUUUCAAUUAUCGCCUCCCAGCAGUAUAAUCGGGACGCUCAAACCCAUUUAUCUAGAGCGAUCAGCUUAUCUUCUAGAAAAAUGUCAAAUCUAACGUAUUAUGCUUAUUACAUUUAAUAAUAGUUGCGAAUCUAUGUUUCAAAACAGUUUUUAUGUCCCCCACUAUAGUAGUGGGGGACAUAUUGUUUUUGCCCUGUCUGUUGGUCUGUUGGUUGGUUGGUCUGUUGGUUGGUUGGUUUGUUUGCGCCAACUUUAACAUUUGCAAUAACUUUUGCAAUAUUGAAGAUAGCAACUUGAUAUUUGUCAUGCAUAUGUAUCUCAUGGAGCUGCACAUUUUGAGUGGUGAAAGGUCAAGGUCAAGGUCAUCCUUCAAGGUCAAAGGUCAAAUAUAUGGGUCAAAAUCGCUCAUUUAAUGUACACUUUUGCAGUAUUUCAAUAUUCAAGAUAGCAACUUGAUAUUUGGCAUGCAUGUGUAUCUCAUGUAGCUGCACAUUUUGAGUGGUGAAAGGUCAAGGUCAUCCUUCAAGGUCAGAUGUCAAAUAUAUGUGGCCAAAAUCGCUCAUUUUAUGAGUACUUUUGCAAUAUUGAAGAUAGCAACUUGAUAUUUGGCAUGCAUGUGUAUCUCAUAGAGCUGCACAUUUUGAUUGGUGAAAGGUCAAGGUCAUCCUUCAAGGUCAGAGGUCAAAUAUAUGUGGCCCAAAUCGCUAAUUUUAUGAAUACGUUUGCAAUAUUGAAGAUAGCAACUUGAUAUUUGGCAUGCAUGUGUAUCUCAUUGAGCUGCACAUUUUUAAAGGUCAUCCUUCAAGGUCAAAUAUAUGGGUCAAAAUUGCUCAUGUAAUGUCACUUCUGCAAUAUUGAAGCUAGCAAUUUUAUAUUUGAAAUGCAUGUGUAUCUCAUGGAGCUGCACAUUUUGAGUGGUGAAGGGUCAAGGUCAUCCUACAAGGUCAAACUUCAUACAGGGGGACAUUUUGUUUCACAAACACAUCUUGUUUAUAAUUCUACUUAUCUAUUAAUUAUCCCUUUACUCUCAAAUACCAGCUGCAUUUAAUAUCAUUAGUAUUGCAAAUAGUGGGUUUUAAGUACAUUUUCUCUAUCUCUUUAAUUCCUGACCAAAUAUAUCUGUGAUAUGUGUACAUUUAGACAUGAUAGUUUUUUGUCAAAAAAUGUUCAACAGUAAAGUUGGAGAAUAUUUCAAAUAAUUUUUUUAUUGAUCCAUAUAAUUGAAUUUUGACAACAGUUGUUGCUUAAGCUGUAAAUGAUAUUUUUAUGUACAUAUCUUUACUUUUUCUUUCUUGAUAUUCAUAAUAUACACUAGGACUUUGUGAUAGUUAUAUAUACGUUAAAUAAUAGCCAUAUUAAGUAGGUUCAAUCAGGCAACACUGUACUUAAAGCUAUGAAAUAUCACGCCCAUUAAAUUUAUAUAUAUUGUAUGAACAUUGUAUUGUAUGAACAUUUCUUGGAAAUAUAUAAGUACAUAAUUUUUCUAUUUCAAGAGCUUGCUUCAAUGUUGUAAUCUGUUCUUUCUAUGCUGUCAGCAUGCCGAUUUUUUUCCAAAAAUAAAUGUUAGACAGGUGUAUUUAUUAGUUUAUCUCUACAUGUAUAUUGAUCCCACUGUAUAGCAAUUGCUGUUCCCUGUAAAGGGCUGUAAACAAGGGGUUAGGCAUCAAGCAACUGUCAGAGAUAUUGAGGUACCUGCUGAUGCUAAUAGUUAUUUCAUUGGUCUGCGGUCAUUAAAUUACAUGCAACAAAAUGUGUGAAAAGUGGCCAGCACAGGAAUUUGGGGCCUGUCUUAGAACUGUGCAGAUAGUUUACAUCAGUGUAAAAGUUUUCAAAUGACAUAAUUUAAUGAGCCACGAAACAAAUAUCUACUUAAGAAAUAUCGAACGAACGUAAACUGUAUAAAAUUUGACUUACUUAUGAAUGAGCAUAAUGAAACUGUUCUUUGCAAUUUAUUACAAUUAUCUUGAAACUUGUCAAAAAUAGCCACCUGGCAAACACAUAAUAAAACUAAAAUCAACAAAAGUGCAUAUAUUAUGUAUAACCACCAUGUGUUUGUACCUGUUUAUUUGUUCAGGUUGUCACAUAUGUUUGCACUUUCUCAAACAUGACAUGACCCACAGCCUGGGCAUUUAUAUGUAUAUAUAUUUGUAAACUCAUAUCACAUAUGUAUGUGCUGAGUACUAAUAAACUGUUGAAACUGU
Molecule: messenger RNA, 7032 nt
Organism: Dreissena polymorpha
Lineage: Eukaryota; Metazoa; Mollusca; Bivalvia; Myida; Dreissenidae
Product: zinc finger protein 436-like
Exons: 5
Coding region: 472-1536 (354 amino acids)
Biological process (GO): cell fate commitment; regulation of transcription by RNA polymerase II
Cellular component (GO): nucleus; cytoplasm
Molecular function (GO): histone deacetylase binding; DNA-binding transcription factor activity; RNA polymerase II cis-regulatory region sequence-specific DNA binding
Source: RefSeq, a predicted model, not a curated record